UAUGAUACCACAAAUAUUUAAAUGACCAAAAAACAAAUGCCAGAAAAUAUUAACUAAUGAGGGCAGCUUGGUCCAUUCACAUCCCCCAGAGUUACAGAAACAACAUUCGGGGAGCAUCUUUUUCCCCCAAAAGAAGUAACAACAUGAGUUCACACCAAGGACUUUUCUCCCCACUUAACACCUCCAAAAAAGAAAAGGCAAAAAUAAUUCUGGAAAAUCAAAACACAACUGAAUCGUGCACGCCUCAACCUAUAUAUAGAUGGUCCCAAGAGCAAUACAUUUCUCCAAAUCCAACAUGACAACCCUCAAAAUAAUCAAGAAGCAUCAUAAACAUCUCAAUAACCCCUUCCCUUCCAAUCCAAGAUCUCUCCCUCUUGUUCGGGGAACCCUGUUCCUCAAUUCCCAGAAACUGCCUUCACACCAGAUUUAUGGUAUUGGUAAGGAUUUUCAGUUAACAUGGAGAUCAAAGAAUGGUGGGUCCCUCUCAAUUUCUCAUCAAUCUCAACCUGCCAGACCCAUAUGGUCUACCAUCCCUGGACAAGCUUUUCUCUCUGCAGCAUUAGCCGAAACAGAGGUGGAAGAGAGCAGGGGAUCAUUUGUCAUCAAAGAUAGAGAUGUUCAUUUGGUAUGUCAUCAUCAGACUAUUGAAGAAAUAAAGGUGAUCAAUCAACAUGAUUACAGUGAAGAAGCAAAAGAUCUAGAUUUUUUGUCUUUGUACAUGGGAUUGGAUCAAAAGACAGAACCAAAGUGUACCCAAUUCCCUGCUUUGCUAAUAACAGGAAAGAUUUUCAGCGUGAAGAAAAAAAAGAAGGUUCAAAUUUCAAGCUCCAAUGACAACUCACCACUUGUGGAGAACGAACAUUCCACUUCUGCAAGGUAUUGGAUUUGGUUUGAUCAAAAAACCAAUAACCAAAUAGGUUUUCAAGUAAGAAUUGGUAAAACCAAUUUCAAAUUUCGACGUAGUGUUUCUCCUGGAACUUAUAGAGGUUUUGCUCGGAAGUUUGGUCGAACCCGUAGGGGUAGAGUUGGGUGGUUUGGGUUCUUUCCAAGGCGAAAAGGGUUUGUCACACUUUCAUCACAAGAGGAGGAAAAAGUUGUAAUGAAGGCUGCAGAAUUCAGAAAUUUCAAUAGGAUUUGUCUCACGUAUUCAAGUGAAAAGAAUGAAAGAUUCUAUGGUUUUGGAGAGCAGUUCUCUCACAUGGAUUUUAAAGGAAAGAAAGUGCCUAUUUUUGUCCAAGAACAAGGGAUUGGGAGAGGAGAUCAACCAAUUACAUUUGCAGCUAAUUUGGUUAGCUACAGGGCUGGAGGUGAUUGGAGUACAACAUAUGCUCCCUCACCAUUCUAUAUGACAUCGAAGAUGAGGUCGCUCUACCUUGAAGGGUACAAUUACUCAGUUUUUGAUCUAACAAAACAUGAUAGAGUUCAAAUACAGAUACAUGGAGAUUCUGUUGAAGGAAGGAUAUUGCACGGGAACUCACCUUCUGAGCUCAUUGAACACUUCACAGAAACUAUUGGGAGACCUCCUGAGCUUCCUGAAUGGAUAAUCUCUGGUGCUGUGGUGGGAAUGCAGGGUGGCACAAAUGCUGUACGCCAAGUUUGGGAUGAACUGCAAACCUACAAUGUCCCUGUAUCAGCAUUCUGGCUGCAGGAUUGGGUGGGCCAGAGGGAGACAGCGAUUGGAUCGCAACUUUGGUGGAACUGGGAAGUGGAUACAACAAGGUAUUGGGGAUGGCAGCAACUGACUAAAGAUCUUAGCGCUCAGCACAUAAAAGUGAUGACAUAUUGCAACCCUUGUCUAGCUCCGAUGGAUGAAAAACCAAACACAAGGAGAAACCUUCUUGAGGAGGCAAAGAAGUUGGACAUAGUGGUGAAGGACAAGAAUGGAGAACCAUAUAUGGUUCCCAACACUGCUUUUGAUGUGGGCAUGUUAGAUUUGACAAACCCACACACUGCAAGUUGGUAUAAGCAGAUUUUGCAAGAAAUGGUGGCUGAUGGAGUCAGGGGAUGGAUGGCUGAUUUUGGUGAAGGCCUGCCUGUGGAUGCAUGCCUCUAUUCAGGUGAAGAUCCUCUCUCUGCUCAUAAUAGAUACCCAGAGCUAUGGGCUAGAAUAAACAGGGAGUUUGUGGAAGAAUGGCGAAGUACUCGCACGGGUAAGGAAAGGGAAGACCCAGAAGAGGAUUUGGUUUUCUUUAUGAGGGCUGGAUUCAGGGAUAGUCCCAAAUGGGCAAUGCUAUUUUGGGAAGGGGACCAAAUGGUUAGUUGGCAAACUAAUGAUGGAAUUAAAAGUGCUGUAGUUGGCUUGCUGAGUGGUGGAAUGUCUGGGUAUGCUUUAAACCACAGUGACAUUGGAGGCUACUGUGCAGUAAAGUUGCCCUUUUUCAAGUAUCUAAGGAGCGAAGAGUUGCUACUAAGAUGGAUGGAGCUAAAUGCAUUCACUACUAUAUUUCGGACCCAUGAAGGGAACAAGCCAUCUUGCAACAGCCAGUUCUACUCGAACCACAAAACCUUGUCACAUUUUGCACGUUUUGCAAAAGUUUACAAAGCUUGGAAAUUUUACAGGAUCCAACUUGUGAAGGAAGCUUCUCAAAAAGGUCUCCCUGUUUGCCGCCAUCUAUUUCUCCACUACCCAGAAGAUGAACAUGUGCAAAGCUUGACUUAUGAGCAAUUUCUGGUUGGUUCGGAGAUUCUAGUGGUGCCUGUUCUUGACAAAGGCAAAAAGGAUGUAAAGGCCUAUUUUCCAGUGGGAGAAACUUGUGCGUGGAAACAUAUUUGGACGGGAAAAUUUUACACAACAAAAGGCUCUGAAGUUUGGAUAGAAGCUCCGAUUGGCUAUCCUGCCAUUUUUGUCAAGGAGGGCUCGGUUACCGGAGAGACCUUUCUCAACAACCUGAGAGAAUACAAUUUGCUGUAAAGUAGUAGGGUGACUUUUGUAAAAUGUAAAAUACAUUCUGCAUUGUCAACCAGUUCGAGGUUUUAGGUACUAACUUCUUUCAUAGUUGACCAGCUGAAAUCAUUCUUUAUUUUGGGUAUGGGCAAUGUGUACAUUCAACUAAUCAAUAUAAUUAUUUCAAUUUUGUUGGCUAAAUAUUAGUUGCCCUUGCAAACAAGUAUUUCUAACUCACUUUUUCCAACAAUUGAAAACUGUUGCAACCUCAAUGAACUUUAGGAAAAUGAAAAGGA
Messenger RNA from Ilex paraguariensis (yerba mate), 3180 nucleotides. The record is from the annotation of a GenBank genome assembly. Lineage: Eukaryota; Viridiplantae; Streptophyta; Magnoliopsida; Aquifoliales; Aquifoliaceae.